CUGUGGUUGUAAUAAAUGUAUUCUUUUUCAGAUCCUUGUUGGGCAUCCAUAAACAGGGGAAUUCUGAUUUGCGAUGAGUGCUGCAGCGUUCACCGGAGUUUGGGGCGUCAUAUCUCUCAAGUGAGACAUCUCAAGCACACACCAUGGCCUCCAACACUGCUGCAGAUGGUUGAAACACUGUAUAAUAAUGGUGCUAACUCCAUAUGGGAACAUUCGUUGCUGGACCCUGCUUCUGUUAUGAGUGGAAGGCGCAAAGCUAACCCUCAGGAUAAAGUGCAUCCCAAUAAAGCUGAAUUCAUUAGAGCAAAAUAUCAAAUGUUAGCAUUUGUUCAUCGCUUGCCGUGCCGUGAGGAUGACAGUGUAACUGCCAAAGAUCUCAGUAAGCAACUCCAUUCCAGCGUGAGGACGGGGAACCUGGAGACGUGUUUGCGAUUGCUCUCCUUGGGAGCCCAAGCCAACUUCUUUCAUCCUGAGAAAGGAAACACCCCGCUCCACGUUGCUGCUAAGGCAGGACAGACCUUACAAGCAGAGUUAUUAGCAGUGUAUGGUGCUGAUCCUGGCACACAAGAUUCCAAUGGAAAAACUCCAGUUGACUAUGCAAGACAAGGUGGGCACCAUGAGCUGGCAGAGCGCCUGGUAGAAAUUCAGUAUGAACUCACUGACAGGUUAGCUUUCUAUCUCUGUGGCAGGAAACCAGAUCAUAAAAAUGGACAGCACUUUGUUAUACCUCAGAUGGCGGAUAGCAGUCUGGAUUUAUCAGAACUUGCAAAAGCAGCUAAGAAGAAGCUUCAGUCUCUAAGCAACCACUUAUUUGAAGAACUUGCCAUGGAUGUGUAUGAUGAAGUUGACAGGAGGGAAACAGAUGCAGUUUGGCUUGCUACUCAGAAUCAUAGUACUCUUGUGACAGAGACCACAGUGGUCCCUUUUCUUCCUGUAAAUCCUGAAUAUUCCUCAACCAGAAAUCAGGGAAGGCAGAAACUGGCUCGGUUUAAUGCUCAUGAGUUUGCUACGCUAGUUAUAGAUAUUUUAAGUGAUGCCAAACGAAGACAACAGGGGAAUCCUCUCUCUGGUUCAAAAGAAAAUGUGGAACUGAUACUCAAAUCAAUCAGCAAUCAACAUAGCAGUGAGAGUCAGGAUAAUGACCAGCCUGAUUAUGACAGUGUUGCUUCAGAUGAAGAUACUGAUCUGGAAACAAAUGCAGCUAAAUCAACAAGGCAGAAGAGCCUGGAUUCAGACUUGUCAGAUGGACCAGUGACAGCCCAAGAGUAUCUGCAAGUUAAAAACGCACUGGUGGCUUCUGAGGUUAAGAUUCAGCAGCUAAUGAAAGUGAACAUCAACUUGAGUGAUGAGCUGAGGAUCAUGCAGAAAAAGCUUCAAACGCUACAGAGUGAAAAUACCAACCUCAGAAGACAGGCCACAACAAAUAUAUAUCAGGUCCAAACUGGUUCUGAAUACACAGACCCUACCAACAAUUCUUCCUUAAAGCGACGACCGUCUGCACGGGGUAGCAGGCCCAUGUCCAUGUAUGAGACUGGAUCAGGUCAGAAACCCUACCUCCCCAUGGGAGAGGUCACAUACCCAGAGGAAAGCAUAACGAGAUUGCAGCCUUUCCCUCCACACAUCGGGAGGAGUGCGUUUGUGACCUCCUCUUCAUCUCUACCUUCCUUCCCCUCCACGCUUUCCUGGUCAAGGGAUGAAAGCACACGAAGGGCCUCGAAGCUGGAAAAGCAGAGCAGCGUGCCUGAGAGCGACUAUGAUAACACCGCUGCCCCUCUGGAGCUGGAGGAGACGGGUUCGGGCAGGAAGGGAAGGCAGAGGAGUGUCGUUUGGCAGGGAGAGGGGUCCAUCCCUGAGGACACCGACACAGCCCCCAGCUCCAGUUUGCCCAGUACAGAAGAUGUGAUUCGGAAGACUGAGCAGAUCACUAAGAAUAUUCAGGAACUGCUGCGUGCAGCACAGGAGAACAAGCACGACAGCUAUAUACCGUGCUCUGAGAGAAUACACGUGGCAGUGACAGAAAUGGCAGCCUUGUUCCCAAAAAAACCCAAAUCUGAACUGGUAAGGACUUCUUUGCGCCUGCUGACAUCUAGUGCCUACAGACUCCAAUCCGAGUGCAAAAAAACCCUUCCUGUGGAGACGUGUCCCACGACAGACAUCCAGCUGGUCACACAGCAGGUCAUCCAGUGCGCCUACGACAUCGCCAAGGCUGCUAAGCAGCUGGUUACCAUCACAACCAAAGAGAACAACAACUGAGUCACACUUGGCUUUUUCGCUUUUUUUUUUAAAGGUUGAAUUUCAAAUAUAGGUGUGGAACUGUUCGGAUUUUUAUGAGGAAAAACUAAAGGGGCAAGAAACCUCU
This is a messenger RNA of Meleagris gallopavo (turkey), 2359 nucleotides long. The record is from RefSeq and is a predicted model, not a curated record. Lineage: Eukaryota; Metazoa; Chordata; Aves; Galliformes; Phasianidae.